AUGCUUGCAGAAGACUAUAAACAGAAAAUGCUCAGCAUGCUCAACGACAACAAAACAUAUCUCCCGAUACCACGCGAUCCAACAUCACGAUACCAACGAACAAAUAACGAAUUCGCCAAACGACUACUCAACCUGAAUCUUAUCGACAAACAGACAGCAACACGACUAACUACAUAUAAUGCCAUAUGCCCCAGAAUAUACGGACAACCCAAAGCGCAUAAACCUAAUUUACCACUAAGGCCAGUAGUGCCAAACAUGACCGCUCCCGCCUACAACCUAUCGAAAUUCAUCGGAAAAAUCAUACAAAAUUCCAUUGAUAGUCCAUACAACAUAAAAGAUUCGUUCACGUUCUGCAACUUUAUCUGCUCAGUUACACUGCCACCAGACUAUAUUCUAAUUUCUCUAGACGUCAUAUCGCUGUUCACAUCAAUUCCUAAAGCCCUAGUUACACACAACAUAAUAACACAAUGGGAGAAGAUCAAUGUUAAUACAAACAUAAACCUAGAUUUGUUCAUCGAAAUAGCUGAAUUCUGUAUCGAAUCAAGUUACUUCAACUACAACGAACAACAUUUCCAACAAGUGUUUGGAGCUGCAAUGGGGAAUCCUCUCUCGCCCAUAAUAGCAGACUUAGUUAUGGAAACACUACUAGACACAGUAACACAGUCAUUAAAUUUCAAACCUCCGUUCAUCAAAAAAUAUGUAGACGAUCUCCUACUAGCAAUUCCUGAAAGUCAAAUAGGCCAUGUACUAGAAACAUUUAACAGCUAUAAUGAACAUAUUCAAUUUACAUAUGAAAUGGAAAACAACAAACGACUACCGUUCCUAGACAUGACACUGAUAAGACAGGAAAACCAAAAAAUUCUAACAGAAUGGUAUAUGAAACCGAUAGCCAGUGGCAGGUUCUUGGAUUAUAACUCGUUCCACCCGCUCCACCAAAAAAUAAACAUGGCCAAAAAUUUCAUUCGACGAGUCGACAAACUAUCCACUCAUUUACAAGACGCCGACAAAGCCCGUAUCAUCCAUCAACAAUUGAGUCUCAACAACUACCCAAAAUCGCUCAGGAACAGACUCAUAAACCGCAGGCAAGAAACAUUAUUACACCACAAGAAUCAUCCGAUGAAAACCUGA
This is a messenger RNA of Wyeomyia smithii (pitcher-plant mosquito), 1128 nucleotides long. RefSeq lists its product as uncharacterized. The transcript has a single exon. NCBI's taxonomy places the organism in Eukaryota, Metazoa, Arthropoda, Insecta, Diptera, Culicidae. Bases 1 to 1128 code for a protein of 375 amino acids. The record is from RefSeq and is a predicted model, not a curated record.